CUUUUUAAUCAAAUUAAAGCCAAAGGAAGAGCAGGGAGAGACAGAGAGAAUGAGUGACAGAGAAGGAGAGCAAGAGGGGUUUGGGAGGUCUGCUGUCUUGUUUUUGGAAGCUACUGUUUAUUUAAAUAGGAUGAAUGAUGGCAAUAUUAAAAUGAAAUUUGGGGAGACUACAACACUGUCUUGUCUGUUGUGGUGAUUGCGUCUGUCUUUGUUUGUCUCCAUAUAUGUAUAUUACUCCCAUCAUUCUUUUUUAAUGCGUUUGAGGAAGACUACCCACUAAUUUUGCAACUUUCACUGAUGUGGCUGUAGGCGACAUUAAGGAUGAUGUCACAGGGAUGCCAUCAGGGUUGUGUCAGCUUUAGUGGUGACUACGGCAGAAUCAGAUUUGAAUGACUUGGGCCUCCUUUGGGAAGGUUUCUAUUCAAAUGCUGGAGUUAAAUCAUAACAAGUGGCUCCAUAGGAUCAUUUGAUUUUGGAAAAUGAUGCAUAGUAGAGGUGGUAUCAGGCGGUUUCAGCAUCUGCUAUUCUGAUUGGGCCCAUCUUUUCAUAUUUGAGGAUUCCAAUUCCCCGAAGCCCAAUGCAAAGUGCAGUGCAUCUUCUGCACAUUAGCCGCUUCUCAGAGGUAUUUGGAGAGAAACAGGAAAUGAUUGGACAUGAAAAAGCUAAUAAUAUCAGUAAGAAGAACAGAUAGUACAUUUUAACGAUGGGUAAUUGCAUGAUGAAUGGCUUGAAGAAUCCAUUUCAUUACUAUUUUAACUGAUUAAAUUCAGUUUAGGCUGUAAAUCCUUCUGGAUUUCAAAAAUUAACAAUAGUGUAUGAAAACGAGGGGCCUUUGGUUUCAGUGUAAAUUACCCAGGAUAUACCUCCAAACUUGUGCACUAAUGGUAGAAAUAACAAUCCAGUUAUGGGUUUGAAUCCAGUUCUCUCUGUGUGGAGUUUGUAUAUUGUCCCCAUGUGUGCAUGGGUCUCCCUGGGUUAUUUGUCUGGAUCUCCAGCUCACCCCUGACCCAGAGCAGGGUAAGCUGUGAGCUGAAAUCCAGCGAGAUUCAGGAUGCCAUUGGAUUUUUGUAACUGAUUGUCAAUUCCCAAAUUGUUCCACCACAUAAACAAAUGUAACUCUUCCACUUUAUACAGUAUUUUCUGGACUCUAAGUCGCUUCGGAGUUUAAGUUGCAUUGCUCAAAAGAUGCAUCAUGAAGAGGUAAAAAAAAAAAAAAAAAAAAACAUUUAUAUGUCACACUGGACUAGAAGUCGCGCUUAUUUUGACAUUUAUUUUACAAAAUUCAAGACCAAGAGCAGACGUUUAAUCUGGAAAGGCAAGUUAUUCAACUACACAAUAGCGCACAGAACAACAGGUUGAAUAGGUGUCUGGUAUGUUAACAUAACAUAUUAACAGUUAUUCAGCUACACAAUAGCAUAAAGAAAAUACCUGGGAGGCUGAAUAGGUUACAUUAACAUAAAAAGCCAAGUUCACCAAGCUCCCGAUCUCAGUCUGUCUCAGUUGUCUAAGUUAAUGCUUCAGUUAUUUUUGUCAGGGUACUGGAGCAGCACAUACAGUCGUCCCUCACAAUGUCGCGGUUCGAUUAUCGCUCCCUCGCGAUAUUGCGGGUUUUCAGAAAUUAAUUAGUUAAGAAAUGAUUGCUGUUUUGUGGUAGACUAUGGUCUAUUAUGUAGUAUAUACGUAGUACUCUGGUACGUAGUACAGGCACAAUCAUCUGUAAUAAAAACCCUUAAAAAAGCAGGUUAUUCUUGUGGCCAAGCUGAAACUCAAUGCUGAACCCCCGACGUCACUUCUUGUCCGCCCAUCACUCAGCUACCUGAGGGAACACAUUUAUAGCUACACACACAAGCAUGAGCCCUAUUUACAGUAUGUCUUAUUUUAUCUUAAAUAUGUGUACUAUAUUGGGUAAUAGGAGUGUAAAGAUGACUAUAGGGGUGUUAUUUUACGUUUAGAGGGCUCUAAUAGGUUGCAAACAAGUUUUCUAUGCUCUGAUUACGAAAAUAUUCAUUUUAUAAAUAAGGAAUCUUACGGUACUUUUCAGAAAUUCACUCAUCAUAGUCAGGUCUGGAAUCAAUUAACCACAAAAAAUGGGGGAUUACUGUACUCAAAGUAAUCCAAAAGUCAAAACCCACUUGAUAAGCACGAGCAAGAAGCACGAGAAGUGAUUCUCUUUUGGGAGAAUAGUGCACAAAGUUCAACAAUGUUUACCAAGCCACUGAAGGGCGAAUGUUCAAUGUGUUUUCUUUGUUUUCCUUUUUCAAGCUGCAGACAUAAAGGCAUGAGGGAACAAGAGCAGACAUAAUAGGAGGGAAGUGAGUCGCAUAAGGGAAAGACGAAAGAGAAGAUUAGUAAUGUGAGUUGAAGAUUAAUUGACGAGUCAAGUGGGUCACGUGAAAACAAAACUGGGACCUUCUUACAAAAUAAAAAAAUAUAUAUAUAAAAAUAUCAAAGUGGGCCCCCGCAUCCUUUGAUGUUUCAGUAUGCGGCUCUUGGUGGAAAAUUUGGUGACUCCUUGCUGAUACCAAUAAGGAGACAAAUGAAAGCUGCAGAAGCCGUAGUCACUUCAUAUUUUAAAGUAUAUGGAUAAAAUAAAACGCUACAUCCCAGUGGGUAGAAAAAAGAUUGUAAUUUUUAGCAGCAAAACUUCAUUUUUUUUAAAUUCAAAAUUGAAGUCAAAUAGUCUGAAAUAAUACAUCCGUACUCCAUUAGUCAGUGAUAAGUAGACUAAAAAAAAACAAUAACGGCUGUAGAUAAAAUUUGAAAAAGUAUCGUCAGCCUCUAAGUAGAUCAAUAAACUGAUAGUUUGUUCAUUUCCUGUGCUUAAAAUGUUCAUGUUCCCAUUUUCUAAUUGGGAAAAAGCAUGAAAUAAUGUGUACGAACAGCCAGACAGCUUAUUCAGUGCAAAAAUAAAGAACAAAAGUGUGAAAAAACAGAUAAAUACAAUAAAACAAGUAUGAUUUAGAGAUGAUGAAAGGAAAGUCGAUUAGAAAACAAGGUCAAAUGAGAAAAUGAGCUAAAGGAAUCGGUGAGCACGAUAAAUGAUGUCAGGUAAAAGGAAACGAGAGAAGGUUGAAGACAGGGUAGAAGGUUGCAAGGUGUGAAAAAAGAAUGGAGAACAAUGAAUGAAAUGUGACAUUAUGAGGAAAUAAGGUGAGGUGUGACUAAAGAAAGUAGGGGAGAAGGAAAGGAAGGAUACAAAAGGAGGCAAGGUGUGAGGAAGAGUGUGUAGAAAGAGAAGGGAGGAGGCGAGGAGUCAGAGAGGGAGGAAAUAUGUUUGAAUUGAGUGGAGAAGGAAAGAAGGACAAGGCAGGAUGAGUGGAGUAAAUAAAGCGAGUGGAAAAAGUGAAGGAGCCAGUUCAAAGGCGAGGAGGGUGGGACGGUGUCCAUAUUUCACUGUGGAAAGUUCAAAGAGCGGCAGCAACGGCGCGCGUGGCCGCCAGUGUCUGCGUGAGUGUGGUUCCGUGUGCGCGCGCGCGACUGAGAGAGGCGGGAGGGCGGCAAAGAGGAGGGGCACUGCGCGCUCUCUCUCCCUGCCUACUUUGCAUAUUCCACGCGCCUCGGCUCGGCCAUAUGGGAAAAUGCAACUGAAGGAAUUGUCGGCCGGAAGAAGAAAAAAAAGAGUUUGACAUCAUCACGAAGCCAGAAAAGUUAGUGCGCGCCACAGGAAGAAGAAGCUAGACUGGAGAAGACGACAGGAUAGGAGGCGAAGUGCGAGUAGGAAAAAAAAAAAAGAAACGAGAGCGGGGACAGGAGAGAAGAUCUUUUCUUCCUUCCGCGGAGGAGAGGAACGAUGUAUUGCGCCUACACCAUCCCGGGGAUGACUGGCAGCUCGCUGAUGUACUACUACAAUGGCAAAGCGGUGUAUGCUCCAUCUGCCAGUACAGCCGACUACAACCGGGAUUCACCGGGCUAUCCCAACUCCAAACCUGGUUUCCCAAGCUCAUUCUUUAUGCCAGACGGUCACCACAGCGGCGAUCCAUGGAGCAGCAGUAGCAGCAAUAUAAGCCAACAGGGUUAUCACGGCAGCAUGUUGGGAGGGGGAAACUCGACACAUGGCCCAACCCAGAGCUCCUCGUAUUGUGGGAUUCACCCUCACGACAGACUGAGCUAUCCAGCACAUUCAUCAGCAGACAUAAACUCCAGCCUUCCCCCCAUGUCCAGCUUCCACAGAGGAGGGGGAAGCGGGAGCGGGGCCAAUCACUACAGCACCACCUCUUGCACCACUUCCACCAACGGCACAGACAGCAUGGCUAACCGAGCACAGAGUGGAGCAGCCAGCAGCUCACAGACAGGAGACGCCUUAGGGAAAGCACUCGCAUCGAUCUACUCCCCAGACCACACAAACAACAGCUACUCGUCCAAUCCCUCCACCCCGGUCGGCUCCCCGCCCACACUCACAGCUGCCAGCUCAGCUGUCUGGUCCAGGAAUGGUGGACAGGGAGCGUCAUCACCAAACUAUGAGGCUCCACUCCACUCGCUGCAGAGUCGCAUUGAGGACCGGCUGGAGCGCUUGGACGAUGCCAUCCAUGUACUGCGAAGCCAUGCUGUGGGACCAUCAACGGGCAUGACCAGUGGGCACAGUGACAUGCACAGCCUCAUUGGGGCUGCACAUACGCACAACGGUUCCAUGGGCUCUCUGGGAAGUGGCUACGGAACUGGACUGCUGUCGGGCAACAGACACUCCCUCAUGGUGGGUUCUCACAGAGAAGACAACGGCAUGGGCAGUUUACGGGGUGGACAUUCCAUGGCGGCGGUGCCUCAGCUGCCCGCCCAGUCAGCCACCUCUCCGGAUCUCAGCCAAUCUGACCCUUACCGAGCGCUGUCUGGAGGCCUUCAGGGCCAGAGCACCUCUUCUGUCAGCUCGGAGAUCAAGUCAGAGGACGAGGGUGACGAGAACCUCCUGCAGGACUCCAAGUCCUUGGACCCCAAGAAGGAAGACCUUGACAGCAAGGAUCUCAAAGCAAUUGAUAGCAACAAUGAUGAUGAGGACCUGUCCCCAGAGCAGAAGAUGGAGAGGGAGAGGGAACGGAGAAUGGCCAACAAUGCGCGGGAACGCCUGCGAGUGCGUGACAUCAAUGAGGCGUUCAAGGAGCUGGGCAGGAUGGUCCAGUUGCACUUAAAGAGCGACAAGCCGCAGACCAAGUUACUUAUCCUUCACCAGGCGGUGGCAGUCAUCCUCAGUCUGGAGCAACAAGUCAGAGAGAGAAACUUAAACCCAAAGGCGGCCUGCCUGAAACGCCGCGAGGAGGAGAAGGUCACUGUGACGUCAGACGGGACUCCCCUCUCACUGGCUGCUGCACACCACGCCGCCAUGGGCGAUGGGUCAAACCCCUUGGGACAAAUGUAAAAUGCAGCAACAUCUUCUCCCCCAUGAAUGGUCCAAGGUGCCAGAGUUCAUCAAGAUGAUGAGUGAUCACUUCCUCUGACAGCGUUUCCACGGACACCCCAGCAAUCAUUCAAAGCCACUGUCGCUUCAGCCCGACCAAUCAAGAUCCUGCAGAAUUUUUGUCUGACCAAUCACAUCGGCCUCCGUGUCUCCUCUCGUGUGUCUUUCUCACCCUCCUCUCCAUCUUUGUUUCCUUCUUCUACCGAGAAAACAAACUGCCGAAUCACGUGACUCGCUUUGCAUCUUCAGCUGGAAUGAACUUCGUAGAAUGGCCGAUGUAACAGGGGCUGCUAUCAAGCAGCUGUUUUUGGGAAGAUUUUGUCAAUGGAAGAAAAAAAAAAACUAUGGAAUCACCAAUCCUUCAAGAAAUCCUUCAUAACUAUAAGCAUUCCCAGUUUUAAAGAACAUUGGGCUUCUAUAUAAGAUAUAUGUAGUACUGUAUAUGUAUAUUAGAAAAAGAAAAAUGACAAAAAACAUGCGCAGUGAGGAGUAUAGAGCAUGGGGGAGGCAAACAAAACAUAUCAAGUGUUUAAAUACUGUUUUUUUAGAGCGACAUUGUGCAGCCUCAGCAUGUCUCUGACUGAAUGGCAAACCAAUGCCACACUGUGGAUGAAGCUGUGCCUGACGUCCUCUUGGAUGCAAAACAGUCAGACGGAUACACACGGAGAAACAAUGCAAACCGCACUUGUAGGUUCCCCCUCCACCCCCCCACCCCCCACAUGCCAUGACGAGCCUUUUAGCAAGGCUGUCAGAUGGCAAAUCAAAAAGAACAACAAUGUAACAUGUCAUUAUGCCCCCUCUCGUACACUUAAAAGUCAUUUUAUGUUUAGAGAUGUUUGCUAAUUUCAGCACAUGUCCAUUUUGACUUUGCAAACAGACUGCAAACCAACCAACUGAUAUCUUUGGAAAGCUGAUACCAACAUAUUGGACGACACAAAUGGCCUGCAUAGAUCUCCUACCAGAGCAAAAUGGAACAAUCGAAGGACUGACAUAUUUCAAUCACUCAAAACAAAGAAUCAUGCAGUAGUUGCAGUUAUUUCAGCCCAGUUCGGAACUUUCAAUUUGUUUUUCUCCUUCAGAAAUAAUGGAAAUACAACUAAUCCAUGCCAGGGAUCAUACAAGUUUGAAAUAGCACCCAGGUAGCGUGCUGUAUGUGUAAUGUACAAAGCAUGUAGCCAGCCUUAUCUAUGAUGAGUACUGCUUUCAAACCUAACUUGACUUUUUUAACUUCUAUCGUUAUCAUUACGACAGUGGAACCUGUUUAAGUCGACCCCCUUUAUGCAGACAACCUAAGUCCACCGUGUUUUCUUUUUUCUAAGAAGUAAACACCGACAUACACGGCCGACCAUUUUUAUCAACAUAAAAUGAGACAUCUAUUUCUAGGAAAAAUCAGUCAGCUUAUGUUGACAUGUGUUUUAGCACUGGUAUCGGCAUCUUUAUCGUUUGUGUGUUUUUGAACAAGCAGAUUUGUGGUUUUGUCAAAAUCAAUAAAAACAAAGAAGGGCGGGCGGGGCAACAGGAAACGAACUGCCUUAUUUCCAGAAAGCGGAGUUCUCCUUUAAGUAUAUAAUUCUUAUUUCGUAUACAGUCGUCCCUCGCUACAUCGCGGUUCAAACACUGUUCCAUCACUCUAGUGCAGUUUUUCAAAACAUUAUUAAUAAAUGAUUGUUUCGUGGUUGACCAUGGCCUAUUAUUAAUGCAAAAAUAUUGAAAGACAAGUUACAUGUAGUAUUCUGGUCACUGGGUGUCAGUAAUGUUACACUGAUGAGACAUGACAUUACAUUACCUUCACACUGCAUGAAGUAGUGUAGAGUGAAAAAAGGUCUCCCAUUCUGUGUGGAAGUGGUACGUUUUUGGCUUCUUACUUUGUCCUUCUUCCCAACUCUUUUUGAAACACUUUCUUAAGUUUAGAAUAAGUAAAUUGGAAAGGCUAACUAGUUAGCUUGGUAGCUUGCUAUGCUAGUAGCGGCUCUCUCCUAGCCUACGCAAUGUGGUGUAAACACAGGAUAAUAUAUAAAGGUGACUAUAGGGUGUUAUUUCAUGUCUACAGGGCUCUAAUAAUGGUAAAAACCAUAUUUAGAAAGUCAGAAACAGGAAUUCUAUGCUCUAACUAGUAAAAUAUUUAUUUUAUUAAUAUUGAGUCCUGAUCCGGUCAGGUCUGGAACCAAUUAACCGCGAUAAAAGAGCGACGACUGUAUAAUGUAAGGAUCUGCUGUACCUUAACAGUUUCAUUUCCCCAAAUGGCUAAUGUAUGCGUAAAUUCAAACACAAGCAAUAUGCUUACACUGAUCCAAGUUCAUCUGUAGAUCAGCAGUGUGUUUGCUGUUUGCUGCUGUUUUUAUGUUCCUACUUCAAAAACAUCCUCUACAUGACAGUACUGUAGUGUUUUUAAGAAUCUGCUGCAAAAAUGUUAGUCUCUCCUAAGUUUAGAACUGAACUCUGGAGUCAUUCCCGGGCCAAAUCUUGGAUUUGACGCUCAACAGUUGAAGAGUUCUGACUUUAACCAUGUCCACACGAAUAUGAUUAUUUUCAAAAACACAUUUUUCCUUGCGUUUUGGCCUCUCGUCCACACGCAAUUGUAGGUUUUGUCCUUAUAAACAAAGCUUUGGAAAACUCUGGCGUGGGUGGAGAUUUUCAAAAACUCCGGCUUCAGCAUGUAUGUAUGUGUGUGUGUGGAUGGGUAAAAUGAAUCUUUUUUUGUUUGUGUCAUGGCAAAUGUGUGACAUUAUCUCAUGUUUUUAAAGCUUAUUUAACAACAGAACAUGAAGUUAAUGAAUCACGGGUAUUGGUUUCCCUUGGUAGAUGUGUGUGCGUGCAUCUUAUAACACACACGGGCAAUAAUAAUUAAUAAUAAAAUCAUUCAUAAUAAAAAAUACUGUUUUCUGGGGAUUUUAAAAGUAAUGUACAUCUAAUGUCUCAUUAUAAUGAUGAACAGAUGCGCUAUAAUGUUUGCACAGUCAGCUAUUGAUUUUCCAGGCUUCUGAUUGGCCCAAAUGUUCGCGACAACCGGUGAAUGUGUUUUGAUGUGGGCAGAGACUUUUUUAAAAAUUCACUCGUGUCGCCUGAGAUGUUUGUAACACUGGAGUGCAUCCAAAACAAAAUGCACCCAUUUCAAUUUUGCACAAAACAACGAACAUGGCUGCAGGUUUAAAAAAAAGAUCAUGUUUUUUUAUCACCCAUUCUCUUUAUGUCUCUGGCAAAAAUAACAAGUAAAUCUGCAGGCAAAGGGUGUUUUCGGUUAUGUCGAGUUAAACGGGUUCCACUGUAUUUUUAUAUUUGGGUUAUUAUCACUGAUACACUUGGGAAACACAAAAACACAAAGAAAAUGCAAAAAGUACAGACUGGAAGGCACAGCAGUUUGUCUUGUCGGGUAGGACCAUAUUUGAAGUUCUAAGUUGUUUCAUUGCCAAACUGUUUGUGUUCUGCGGGUCCAUUUGAGCCUCUUGCACUUACAAAGACCUGCGACUCGUCAACAUUAUCCGAGGAGUGAUGGAAUCAAGUAUGACAUGUGUCAGGAUGAGCAACAGUAGAAUCACAUUGCAUUGAAUGUUGAAUAGAGGUCAAGCCUCUGGCAACACACAAAGCUAACUGGUCUUUCUGCUUCGGUCUAGAGUUCGUAUAAAAGCCCCUUUAACACUUUCAGACCUUUCACAACCUGCAGUAUGUUUGGUCCACAGUCUCAGUACUGCCAUUUCUGCUGACCCAAGCCUUAUGAGCCCUACUCCCAGUCCCCCUUAAGCCUCUUGAGACCAUGUACCCCCUCCACCCCCCACAGCGGUCCCACAGAUGCAAUUUGAACAUUCACACUUGUACCAACGUGCCUUUUUAGAGUUCAUAUCAUUGGAGUUGCCAGAGGAAGACAUUUACCUGGUCUUUUCAUAGGAUGCAAGCUUAGGGAAACCUGUUAUUAGUCAUUAGGUUCUAUGCAGUCAGGUUUUUGUACCAGACCUGGGAAUUUAAAAAAGGUAAAAAAAAAAUAAUAAUUUAAAAAGUAUUUUUUGGAUAAAAAAAAACAAAAAACUAAAUUGUAUUUGAUGUACUGUAUGCUUACGUGUAACUAGAGCGUGUUCUGGCUUCAAGCAGCCGGGACAGAUACUUGCCCUUGUCCCAGUUCUCCCUGUCCCUUGGAAGUCCUCCGUUACCCUGAACCCCCCAGCCCAGUUUUCAUGGUGAACAACGCGUCCCUUCUUGUAUUAUAGAUUAUCAGCUUUUUAUUCAUAUUUGAUGGGCUUUUCCUUGAGCCAAUGUAGUCUUCAGUACGUGUGUGGUUGUAUGUUGUAAAGCUUAUCUUUCUUUUUUUUUUUAAAGGAAAAUAAUUUUCAUGUUCAUUUUUUAUUUGUAUGUUCUGGUUUACAUGUCUAUUAUAGAAAAUGUAAUAAAAAAUACAAAUAAAAAAAGAAAAAGAAAAAAAAUCAACACAAUUUGCUAUCAUUAGUGUUGUUCUCUUGACAAGGGUCAAUUUUGACACAGUUGAAAUCAUACACAAUCAAACUGGAAGCAAAUCUAUUUGAAUAAAUCAAUCUAUAUAUAAAUGUACAAAAAUAUAUAUACGAUAUAUAAGGACGGUAACGUUUUCUUUUUUUUAUUUAGAUUUUUAUUUUCUGUUUGGGGAGGAAUUCUUUUUCCAAAGACUGAAUUGUCAGACACCCCAGUGUUAUAAAUCUUCAAAUGACUCCGUUAUGUCUUCUUUCGUUGCCAUGACAACCUCUGCCUCUGUUUAGUAUGGCGCCCCGCACAGGACAAAAAGGCACCGGAGGUCCAACAGCUACACUCACUGCUAUCCAUCAUGGCAGCGACACACAGACAUUGUAAAUUGUAUGCAACAAAACAGCGAACCCAACCCAUAUUUUGAAAAAUGGUGUAUGUAAAAGUUAUAUUUUUACAUGUAGAUGUUGUUAUUUGUGUUUUAGAAAUACGUUUUGUUUGGGCGGUCAUUUUGAAAAAGUGUGUGUUUAAAAAAAAAAAAAAAAAAGGCAUAUUGAAAUUGUUGUAAGAUCAGAAAUUCCCAAACAGUUUUUUUUACCAUAAUUGAGGGAUGUCGGGAUGAUGAAAAGAAAAGAUCAAAAAAGACAUUUGUUGAAAUCCCCAUGCCUCAUAAUAUUACCAUUGUAACUGUAUUUUUUGCAGAGAAAUGUGUAAAUAGUCAAACCAUUUUCUGUGAGGUUUCAGUGGGGUGAGGACUUGCCAGUGAGAUGUGAUAAUGAUGAUGAUGACGAUGAACCUGUUUUGAAUAAAACUGUAUCUGUCUGGUUACAAUAGCCAACUUUCCAUUGUCGGUGGUACUCAGUACUGUUGUACCAUUGGAAGUGUUUUUGUCUGCACUUGCACCCAGAACCAAUCUGUCAGGACGACCCCAGGCCACGUUGGAAGACUUUUUAUGAACUAAAAAGAACAAUAAUAUUGGUAGCAAAUCUAAACAGGCGUGAAACAGACGUGCUACUACUUUGAUUAACCUCCGAUAUAUUUGUCACUUUUUCCUACAAAAACCUUGAUUGUGUAUUGAAUUAUUAAAAAACAAAAAAGGAACCCAAAGAAAUAACUGCCAUAUGCUUUGACUUUAUUUCUUCGAGCCCCUCCGAACGCAAUUCCUAAUGAUAAUGUUUUGUAAAUUUGGAAGUUUUGUAAUAGAGGUCGUCAGCAAACAAUCGUAUCAGCUGUUCCCCCAAAAAGAUUUCAGAGGGCGUGCAAGGCGGUUUCUGUCGUUUUGUUUUUCGGGUUUUUGUCAAAAGGAAAUGCUGCUUUGAAUCGGACCUAGGUUGAACGCUAGGGUUUGUCAUCUGUAAAUUAAAAGUGUUUUUAAAUAAUGUUUCUUUUGCAACAUUUAAGUUGAUAUUUUCUAUUUGUUAUAUAAUCAUGUCAUUUUGCAUUACUGUCCUUUUAUGUUACUCCUGCUGUUUCUAUAAGCCGAUAUGUUCUUUUUCGCCCUUUCUUUUCCUUCCUUGUUGUACAUGCACAUCUCAUUUCUCUUUUUCAGUGACUGUGCCAAGAGCUUUGUAAUCUGUUUCUCUGUAUCAGUUUUACUGCAAUAAUGAGAUGAAUUCUAAAACCUCCGCUAUUGUCCUUUGUUGUCACAGCAAUUUUACAAACAGAUGCUACGCUUACAAAAAUCAUGAUUUCCAUGAUUAUUGAGCAUUUGGCUGUAAGACAUGCCGCAGAUA
This is a messenger RNA of Dunckerocampus dactyliophorus (ringed pipefish), 11544 nucleotides long. RefSeq names its product transcription factor 4-like. Gene Ontology annotation, biological process: regulation of transcription by RNA polymerase II. Bases 3791 to 5347 code for a protein of 518 amino acids. The transcript is spliced from 13 exons. The record is from RefSeq and is a predicted model, not a curated record. Gene Ontology annotation, molecular function: DNA-binding transcription factor activity, RNA polymerase II-specific; protein dimerization activity; RNA polymerase II cis-regulatory region sequence-specific DNA binding. Lineage: Eukaryota; Metazoa; Chordata; Actinopteri; Syngnathiformes; Syngnathidae. Gene Ontology annotation, cellular component: transcription regulator complex.